Molecule: messenger RNA, 2760 nt
Organism: Guillardia theta CCMP2712
Lineage: Eukaryota; Cryptophyceae; Pyrenomonadales; Geminigeraceae
Exons: 1
Coding region: 1-2760 (919 amino acids)
Biological process (GO): protein O-linked glycosylation via mannose
Molecular function (GO): xylosyltransferase activity; glucuronosyltransferase activity
Source: RefSeq, a predicted model, not a curated record
AUGGUGAUGGUAGAAGAGAUGAUAGUGAAGGAGUUCAAAGUCAAUCCCGUCUACCGCAGAUGGUUUACAGUCAUGUCAGUGGUGAUUGUGAUUUCUAACUUGCCUCCCACUGAUUCUCAAGCUUGCGGUCGCAAGGCUGGCGAUCGGGGUUCUCGCUGCUCCUGCAGCAGCUCUGCCUCCCUUUGCGCAGCUAUUGGCAGGUAUGACGGGAAGUGGAAGGCAGACGUGACGCAGAGGAGAGGACUCGUUGCCGGCGAGAACUUGUUGAUAGCAGUUGGUGUGCAUGACCAGGGAUCGACGUGUGGAUCAAACAAGAUGCUACUUGAGGCUCAGCUGCGCCAGGACAUGCGCAUGCUUGCGAUCCAAGACUCUCUUCAGGACCCUGGCCCAACGCCCUCAUGCGUACAGUGCGCCUCUUUCACGUGGACGGACACGACCUCAGGAGUCUAUCAUGCACUGAUCUUGCUGUACAAUGUGGAAGGAGAAGAGAGUUUGCAGCUGGAGUUCGCGUUCGACGACUUCGUUCACGUCGGGAACGCUUCAUCAUCUGCCUCGUUGACCAUGGAGCAUGUGGCGAUGGAAGGAGGAAGCGUUCGGAUGCACAUCAACGUCAGGAGUGAAGUCAGAGAUCGAUUCUUGCUCACAGUCUUCUUCACAGACAUGAGCUCUCUUGCGCAAUGGACAGGAAUGGCCAUGAUACAAGUGAAGGCAGUAGAGCAGUCUGAGAUCAUGCGCAUCAGGGCACCAGCUGGGAGACACUUUCUGGUGCUGGCGACUCUUUGUCAGCUUUCCCUCCAUCCUCUCAUCGAUGAUCGGGAGUCGCUGGCUACUGCUUCCUGUGCUCGGGUCUGUUCCUUGGAGGAGAAUGGAAGUGCGAUAGACGACGUUGCUCAUCACGCUCCGCCCGCAGCAUUUCCAGCUCCUCAUCCUGAAGACGUCUUGUGCAGCCUUCAGCUCUACGUGACGCCUCUACAGCCCCGAGCAGGAUGGCCUUUCACAAUGUCAGCUGUGGCGUUGGGCUUGGUCUCAGGCUGCAGGUACAAGGUUGUCACGUCGGUUCGGUUACGACAAAACAACAAUGCGGCCUUCGAAGAGAGUAAAACAGUCAACGGCUCCAACAUGCCAGCUACCCUCAACUUCUCCGUCGCUUCAUGCUGGCCUGGCGACAUAGUAGUGAGGGUGAUGCUCUACGACGACAGCGCGAUGCAGUCACAGGAUUCUGUUCUCUCGAUCAUCUCCAGACAUUUUCUCUCCGUUGCACCUUGUGAGGUUUCCUACGCCUGGUCCUCUUCGAAGCAACCUCUCUUCCUCGGGUCGAUGCCCUACGGUCAAUCGCCCUUGGCGGGUAAUGUUCGCGUCAGUGAAUGUCAGCAGGAGGAGGAGCUUAGCCUGACCCUGGCGACGUUUGCUACUCUCGAGACGGCAUCUCAACUUAUCAACUCAGCAGCUCAGUGGCACCAGGAAAUGGCAGUUGCUUUCUAUGCUAGAAGCGCAUCAGAGCAUGCUGACAUCUUGGCGCUCGUCCAGCAACAGCUGGGGCCAUGGUUCGAGAGAAGGAACAAGUCGCUUGAGGCGACUGUACUGACGUCCUGCCCUGACCCGAGGAGUAAAGAUAAACCCCUCGACUGCCCUACCAACAUGCUGCGUAAGAUCGCUUGCUCAAUUGCCAAGAGCAACAUGGUCUUGAACGCCGACGUGGACAUGCUGGCUUCGGACGAGCUCGCUGACCAUAUAAGGAAAGCUCGCGGGGAUGGCUGGAUGGGGAGGGGCGAGCUGUUGGUGAUCCCGUCCUUCAGGUCGGCAGGCAGCUGGCCUCGCGCAGUGAAGACUCAUUUCGAUAGUCAUCAACUGACGGUCAAACCUGCCGCCAUCACCAUGGAGGACCUCAAGGCUGCGCUGCUACGCUGUGAGCUGCUGCUCCCCCUGCUGGGCUGUGGCAUGUGGUCCCCAUCGACCAGAUGGUCAGAGAACGCUGUCUUCCACGCCCCCACCGAGUACGGCAGGUGGAUGGAGGCAGAGGAGGUAUACGAGGUGGACUAUCUGCUGGGUUACGAGCCUUCCUUUGUGGUGGAUCGAAGGGCAUGGGUAGGAGGUCAAGGAGCAGGUAUGUAUGACGACCGGUUCGAGCAAGGAGGGUGGGACAAGGCAUCAGUCACCUUCGAGGCCGCGUACUUGGGCUACACCUUCAAGGUGCUUCCUAAGGGCUUCCUGGUUGGCUCUUCCCCCUCCUCAGCGCGGCAGACGUCGAAGGCUCUGUCGCUGCCCCUGCCUGCGAGCAAGGAUACAGGCUCUGUGGCCGCGGACCCGCACGGGCAGUGGCUGAUGGAAAGGAUAGUGAACAACGUCUGGACUGACACGCAGCGGAAGGUAGCGAUCAGGUCGUGUGUGGUGAAGGCCUUCAAGGACACAAACUGCGACGUUGAGCGCCUUCGGCUGGUCCCGAGCGAGGAGAUGGAGCGAGUGGGAGGGGGUCACGAGCUGAAGGUCGAGCUCUUCGGGCUGCCGAGAAGCGUAGGGCUGCUCCUGUCGGUCUACAGGCCGACAAACAAGGUCGACAGAGAAGCUCUGGCGUUCCACCUCCUCCUGCCGCAAGAUGAGCCGGAGGAGCCUCGCAGAGUCGUUAUCACCCUGGGGAAGCUUGCUGCAGGGAGCCAAGUGCUUCGGAUCGAGCUCAGGGACUUGCAAGCUAGCAAGCUGAUGCAAAAUCAUGUUGGCGCGAUCCUUGCAGCACAAGAGCACCGGUUUCUCCUCCAUGCCUGA